UCCCUCUCCGCCAGCGACUAAUCUUUCACGCCUGGCGAAAUUUCUCUUGGAACGCUUGGGAGGUGCUGACGGGCGAAGAUGGUCUUUGAGGAAGAAGGUAUGCACUAAAAAGAACAAAAGAUUUCCCCAUCUUCUUUAACAGCUGCUGUAUGGAGUAAUGCUGACUUUCAGAACUGGAGAAUUCUCUGACUGUUGUUUCUUUAAAUGUGAUUGAAGAGAAUAACUCAAAAUGCCUGAAAAUCCUGCUGCAGAUAAACUGCAGGUCCUGCAAGUUCUUGAUCGCCUGAAAAUGAAAUUGCAGGAAAAGGGUGACACAUCACAGAAUGAAAGGCUAUCUAUGUUUUAUGAGACAUUAAAGAGUCCCCUCUUCAACCAGAUACUCACACUUCAGCAGUCCAUCAAGCAACUAAAGGGGCAACUUAGCCAUAUGCCUUUGGAUUGUUCAGCCAACUUUGAUUUUUCUAGGAAAGGUUUAUUAGUGUUUACGGAUGGUUCCAUUACUAAGGGGAAUGCCCACAGGCCCUCUAAUAACUCAACUGUAUCUGGGUUAUUUCCUUGGACUCCUAAGUCAGGAAAUGAAGACUUUAACUCAAUUAUUCAACAGAUGGCUCAGGGCAGGCAAAUUGAAUAUAUAAAUAUAGAACGGCCAUCAACUGGUGGCCUUGGAUUCAGCGUGGUGGCUCUUAAAAGUCAAAAUCUUGGAGAAGUUGAUAUCUUCGUGAAGGAAGUACAGCCAGGGAGUGUAGCAGACAGGGAUCAAAGGUUAAAGGAAAAUGAUCAGAUAUUGGCCAUUAAUCACACACCACUAGAUCAGAACAUUUCCCAUCAGCAAGCAAUUGCAUUAUUACAACAAACCACCGGGUCUUUGUGUCUGGCUGUGGCCAGGGAACCAGUCCACACAAGAAGCAGUACUUCUGCCAGCCUAAGUGAUACAACUCUGCCUGAAACAGUUUGUUGGGGUCAUAUUGAAGAAGUUGAGCUCAUUAAUGAUGGCUCUGGACUAGGUUUUGGAAUAGUUGGAGGCAAAUCAAGUGGCGUGGUUGUGAGGACUAUAGUUCCUGGAGGAUUAGCAGAUAGAGAUGGAAGACUCCAGACGGGGGACCACAUCUUGAAGAUUGGUGGCACAAAUGUGCAGGGAAUGACCAGCGAGCAAGUGGCGCAAGUGCUGAGGAACUGUGGGAAUUCAGUCAGGAUGCUUGUUGCUAGAAACCCAACUGGUGAAAUUUCAGUGACCCCUCCUACCCCUGCAGCCCUGCCUGUUGCCCUGCCCAGUGUGGCCAACAAGAGCCUUGGUUCUGACAAUUCUCUUUUUGAAACCUACAAUGUUGAACUCAUUAAAAAGGAUGGACAGAGUCUUGGUAUUAGAAUUGUUGGCUAUGUUGGAACAUCUCAUACAGGAGAAGCUUCAGGAAUUUAUGUGAAAAGUAUAAUACCUGGCAGUGCUGCAUGCCACAAUGGCCAAAUUCAAGUGAAUGACAAAAUAGUUGCUGUCAAUGGUGUGAAUAUUCAGGGUUUUGCCAACCACGAUGUUGUUGAAGUAUUACGAAAUGCAGGCCAGGUGGUACACCUAACCCUCGUUCGAAGGAAGGCAUCCUUAUCUGCUGAACUUGAAUGGCCUUCAGACAGAGGGACUGUUGUGGAACCACCAAAAACACCAGCCCUCUUUCUCACUGGAGCAGUGGAAACAGAAACUAAUUUGGAUAAUGAAAAUGAGGAAAUUGAAGAAAGAAUGGAUAAUCUAAAAAAUGACAACAUACAAGCCUUAGAAAAAUUGGAACGAGUCCCAGACUCUCCAGAAAAGGAGCUGAAAUCCAGAUGGGAAAAACUAUUGGGUCCUGAUUAUGAAGUAAUGGUUGCUACUUUGGACACAGAGAUUGCAGAUGAUGCUGAGUUACAGAAGUAUUCAAAGCUGCUGCCUAUUCAUACUCUGAGGCUUGGAGUGGAAGUGGAUUCCUUUGAUGGGCACCAUUAUAUCUCUUCAAUUGUUCCAGGUGGUCCUGUUGCUACAUUGAACCUCCUACAGCCAGAGGAUGAGCUUCUUGAGGUCAAUGGUGUGCAGCUCUUUGGAAAAUCUCGCCGAGAAGCAGUCUCCUUUCUUAAAGAAGUGCCACCCCCUUUUACCUUUGUUUGCUGUCGACGGUUGUUUGAUGAGGAGGCCUCUGUCGAUGAACCAAGGACCACUGAAGCCUGUCCUCUUGAGCUGGAGGAUGACCACAAUAUAGAUGUCAAUACUGAAGAAGAUGAUGGGGAAUUAGCACUGUGGUCCCCUGAAGUCAAGAUUGUUGAGCUCGUAAAGGAUCACAAAGGCUUGGGAUUCAGCAUUUUGGAUUACCAGGAUCCCUUAGAUCCCACGAGAUCAGUGAUUGUGAUCCGCUCCCUGGUAGCAGGUGGUGUAGCGGAAAGAAGUGGUGAACUUUUACCUGGAGAUCGCUUGGUCUCAGUCAAUGAACACUGUUUGGAUAACACCACUCUUGCUGAAGCUGUGGAAGUGUUGAAAGCUGUGCCACCAGGCACUGUGCACCUCGGCAUCUGUAAGCCUUUGGUGGGAGAUGAUAAAGAGGAAGAAUGUCAUUAUAUUUUACAUUCAAGCAAUAACGAAGACAAGACUGAACUUUCAGAAACAAUUCAUGAAAUAAAUUCGUCUUUAAUCCUUGAAGCACCCAAGAGAUUUAGAGAUGAAUCAUAUUUUAAAGAAGAACCUGUGGAUGAACCAUUUGUAGAUUUGGGGAAGUCUUUCCAGUCCCAACAGAAAGAAAUAGACAACAGCAAGGAGGCCUGGGAGAUGCAUGAAUUUCUGACACCUAGAUUGCAAGAAAUGGGUGAAGAAAGAGAAAUGCUUGUUGAUGAAGAAUAUGAGCUAUAUAAAGAUUGCUUUCACUCCAUGGAGUUGUAUUCCUCUUCGCAUGUGCAAGAGGCCAUUCCUCUUCCCUCCCCAAAGGAACAUCACUUUGGUACACAGUGGUUACAUCACAGUGAACCACCUGAGCCUCAAGAAGCAAGAUCCAUGCUGAGUACAUAUGCCCAGGAGACGCAGCAGUAUGGCUACAGCUCUGAAAACAUGAUGAAAGAAAAUUUUGGCAUCGAUUCCUUACCCUCUAUAACCUCAAAUGAAGGCAACAGUCAACAAGGCAGAUUUGAUGAUCUGGAAAAUUUUAAUUCAUUAACAAAAAGCAGUCUGGAUUUAGGCAUUAUGAUUCCAGAUGAUGUCCAAGGUUCUAGCUUGCUUGUUGACCUUCCUGCUGUGGCUCAAAGAAGGGAUCAAGAAGAACUGCCUUUAUACCAACUCCCCAGAACCCGAGUUUUUUCAAAGGCCUCAGCAUACACAGGAAUGUUAUCCUCUAAAUACGCCACUGAUGCAUGUGAGUUACCUGAGAGAGAAGAAGGCGAAGGAGAAGAAACUCCAAACUUCAGCCACUGGGGUCCACCAAGAAUUGUUGAGAUUUUUAGAGAACCCAGUGUGUCUCUCGGUAUCAGUAUUGUUGGUGGACAGACUGUUAUAAAGCGCCUGAAGAAUGGAGAGGAGCUUAAAGGUAUAUUUAUCAAACAAGUUUUAGAAGACAGUCCAGCAGGAAAAACAAAAGCUCUUAAAACUGGAGAUAAAAUACUUGAGGUGUCUGGAGUAGAUUUGCAGAAUGCUUCACACAGAGAAGCAGUUGAGGCCAUUAAGAAUUCUGGAAACCCUGUGGUGUUCGUUGUUCAGAGCUUGUCAUCCACUCCAAGAGUCAUUCCUGUUGCACACAAUAAGGCCAGCAAAAUCGCCAGUAACCAGGACCAAGAAAAGCAAGAAAAGCAUCAGAGGCGAGGAACUGCUCCACCUCCAAUGAAACUGCCCCCUCCUUAUAGUGCUCCAUCUGAUGACAGUGAAGAAGAUGAAGGAGAAUAUGCAUUUACUGACAAAAAAAUCAGGCAAAGAUAUGCCGAUUUACCUGGAGUGCUGCACAUUAUUGAACUUGAAAAGGAUAAGAAUGGACUUGGACUCAGCCUUGCUGGUAAUAAAGACAGGUCACGCAUGAGCAUAUUUGUGGUAGGAAUUAACCCAGAAGGGCCUGCUGCCACGGAUGGACGGAUGCGUAUUGGAGAUGAAUUGUUAGAGAUAAACAAUCAGAUCCUGUAUGGAAGAAGUCAUCAAAAUGCAUCUGCCAUUAUUAAGACUGCCCCAUCAAAGGUCAAGCUGGUUUUCAUCAGAAAUGAAGAUGCAGUCCAUCAGAUGGCUGUUCCUCCCUUCGCAUUACCUUCAAUUUCCCCGUCUUCUGUCGAGGAUCAGAGCGGCACCGAACCUGUUAGUAGUGAGGAUGACGGCAGUGUCGAAAUUGGUAGUAAACAAUUGCCUGAAAGUGAAAUUUCCAAACUGGAAGACAUCUCCCAGGUGGUCAACCAAGGUGAGAUGGCAGAUCAGCAGAAGGCAUUGGAGUAUCCAACUGACAGUGUUAUCAGCCAGAUGAAACAGCAAAAACAUUCGAUGAAAGUCUCCUUCAGCUCACAAGAGACACCUUUGGCACCAACUACAUCAUACUAUUCAAAAGAAGCAGACUUUACAGGCUAUGGUGGUUUCCAGGCUCCUCUGUCUGUGGACCCUGCAACAUGUCCCAUUGUCCCUGGCCAGGAAAUGAUUAUAGAAAUAUCCAAGGGACGUUCAGGCCUUGGUCUCAGCAUUGUGGGAGGAAAAGACACUCCCCUGGAUGCUAUAGUUAUACAUGAAGUCUAUGAAGAAGGAGCAGCAGCCAGAGAUGGGAGACUUUGGGCUGGUGACCAGAUAUUAGAGGUAAAUGGGAUCGAUCUGAGGAGCGCCAGCCACGAAGAGGCCAUCACGGCCCUGAGGCAGACCCCCCAGAAGGUGCGGCUGGUGGUGUACAGAGACGAGGCACACUACAGGGACGAGGAGAACUUGGAGAUUUUUCCUGUGGAUCUGCAGAAGAAGGCCGGCCGAGGACUGGGGCUCAGCAUUGUUGGGAAACGAAAUGGAAGUGGAGUGUUUAUUUCUGACGUCGUGAAAGGUGGAGCAGCUGACCUUGAUGGGAGAUUGAUUCAGGGGGAUCAGAUCUUAUCUGUGAAUGGAGAGGACAUGAGAAACGCCUCACAGGAGACAGUGGCCACUGUCCUCAAGUGUGCUCAGGGGCUUGUGCAGCUAGAGAUUGGAAGACUCCAAGCUGGGUCCUGGCCCUCCUCGAGGAAGACAUCACAGAACAGUCAGGGGAGUCAACAUAGCACACAUAGCAGCUUUCAUCCUUCUCUCGCUCCUGUUAUCACCAGCCUACAAAACCUGGUCGGUACAAAAAGAGCUUCAGAUCCUUCCCCCAAAAACCCAGAUACAGGACCAAGGACAGUAGAGAUAAUCAGGGAGCUCGGUGAUGCCCUUGGAAUCAGUAUUGCUGGAGGAAAAGGAAGUCCCUUAGGAGAUAUCCCUAUAUUUAUUGCCAUGAUUCAGGCCAGUGGAGUGGCAGCACGUACACAGAAGCUUAAAGUUGGAGAUCGGAUUGUCAGCAUUAAUGGGCAACCUUUGGAUGGGCUGUCUCAUGCAGAUGUGGUUAAUCUGCUGAAGAACGCCUACGGGUGCAUUAUCCUGCAGGUUAUAGCAGAUACCAAUAUAAGUGCCAUAGCAACUCAGCUUGAAAACAUGUCUACAGGCUACCAUCUUGGUUCACCCACUGCUGAACACCAUCCAGAAGACACUGAAACACCUCCACCUAAGAUAAUUACUUUGGAGAAAGGCUCUGAAGGAUUGGGGUUUAGUAUUGUAGGGGGUUAUGGAAGUCCCCAUGGAGACCUGCCAAUUUAUGUCAAGACUAUAUUUGCAAAGGGAGCAGCUGCAGAUGAUGGCCAGUUGAAGCGAGGUGAUCAGAUUUUAGCUGUUAAUGGUGAAACCCUGGAAGGUGUUACUCACAAGCAAGCUGUGGCCAUUCUAAAACACCAGAGGGGGACUGUAACCUUAACUGUGUUGCCAUGAGCCUCAGCUCCAGACCGCCAGAUAGAUGUUUUAGAAUAUCCAAAGGAAGAUGAAGUUCUGGGUAGAAUGGAAAGCAAGCUCAACCUUCAUUCUCACCACCUCAUGCUCUCUGCUUAGAAGAGAUGGCUGAGGCUUCACGGGAAUUUCCCAAAUCAACCAUCAUCUCCCUAAUGUCUGUGGCUUCUGUCCCUCUUGUGAGGUUAAUUUCUAAAACUUGAAUGAGUCUUAUAUGUUUUGCAUUUACCAUCAAAGCCUGCCAACUAAUAGUAAAUGGUUCUGAUUGUAUUUAUGGAAACUGGAGUUAACAACCUCAUGCCUUCCUCUCCCCUUCCCCUGCUCAUGAGAGGCUUAAAAGCAACCUCAGAUCUCAUCUGAUGAACAGAAACAAUUGUUAAGCAACUUGCCAUCUUACUCAUGAUUUACUUAUGCUAAUUGUCUCUUCAAGUAUGCCAGAAAACAUUAGCAGUGUAAUUAACUUACCAGUGAUCCCCAUGAUGAAAUACCAAAUUCUCCUAUGGGAAAUUACUGUGCUGUCUUCUGUAUGACUUACAGUCAAAUAAGUCUCAAAUUCAUUUCUUUGGAUAGAGCUUUAUCAGUUAGUCAUUGGUGAUUUUGAUGAGUCAAUUUGCAGAUUGUAAGAGGAAAAUGCAUAUAAUCUUCUACAAAUUUUAAAAGGCUUUCUAAUUGUUUUCUGAGCUACACAAAUGCAUACCACUGAGCAAAGGCACCUCAUUCCCCACGGGAGCAAUGAGCAUCCAUGUUCUGAAUGCUAACAAUGUUAAAUUAAGCUCAAGUCUGGAGGUUCAUCUGGAGUGAAUGCUGACUCAGGAGGCAGGUAGCAAAGCAUUACCACCACUCAGUCUUCAGAUGAGGCCAGAACCCUAGUCACGCUGCAGAGAUCAGCAUGUUUUGCCUCAAGUCAGAUGAAGUCUGGGUGAACUUGGCCUUGCAUGAAGUACAGUGACAAAUUUGAUUAUCCUUCCACUUAGCUCCAUAACAGUUAACCUUGCAGCACAGACUGCAGGAACCUAGAUAGAGCAACAUGCUUUGCCACAAGUGGCUGAGCAAAUGAUCUGGAACUUGGGAUCAAUGAUGGAAAUGCUUGGCUAAUGUUCCUGGUCUUUAAGGAAACUCCUCUUUGCUGGAGUUUUUAGCAUACUAGGAAAGCAAAUAUGACAGAAAAUAUAAGAAUACCUUAAAGUUGAUUGUGGACAUUUUAUUCAGAUAUUAGCAGGAGAAAAGGUGAAAUGCUUAUUAGUGAACAUUAUGGGGUUCUCUAUAAAAUAUCUACUAUGAAGGAUGAGUACCAGGGUCAAUUAUAGAAGUAGUUUAGCAUUAUUUAACUAAAACACAAUGCUGCAAAUCGUUCACAGUAAUUAUGAAAUUUUAAUGGGCUCUAAUUUAAAAUGUUAUUUAAUAAGUAUAGAUUUUAAUUGAGAAUUAUCUUUGAGUAGAUAUAAUCACAAAGUGCAUUAACUUUUCUUGGAUAUUUUGUGGCUAUUCCAAAGUAUAGAAUGCCCCAAUUUUGUGUUAAAAGUGUAUUUCAUGACUGGUAUUAAAUUUUCUGAAAUUACACAUGGCUUUUGAAAUUUCACAUGGCUUUUGAAAUUUCUGAUGUAUUCACAAUACGCAGUGGUGUUAGGAUUUGACCUUUUAAUGCAUGAGAAGCUACCAACUUCUGAAUGUUCCUUUAUUAAUUGCAUGUGCAAAAACACCUCAGGCAGCCAAGAAGAAACAAAGUCCAAAUAAAACUUGAAAAUGUACCUUAAAACAUAUAUAAUACUUUUAAAAUGUGAUUCUGCUUGAUUUUGAUGGAAUGGCCAUUAAAUAUACCUUGUGGAACAAUGCGUUGUGGUUUUUUUUUACACAUUAUUGUUUUAGGUCAUGCCAUUAAAAGUCUAUUCAUAAAGGAAUUGUGACGCUUUAUACUCCCUGCAGUAAAUUGACAGGACUAGUGCUUCUCAAAACUGGUUCUGUCUGUGCUUGCAUGACUAAUAAAUUGUUACC
This is a messenger RNA of Choloepus didactylus (southern two-toed sloth), 7951 nucleotides long. RefSeq names its product PATJ crumbs cell polarity complex component (gene PATJ). Gene Ontology annotation, molecular function: protein binding. The record is from RefSeq and is a predicted model, not a curated record. Bases 230 to 5944 code for a protein of 1904 amino acids. The transcript has 47 exons. Lineage: Eukaryota; Metazoa; Chordata; Mammalia; Pilosa; Megalonychidae.